UAGUAUUAUCGCUGCACGGGUUAAUCCAGUGCGCUUUUAGGAGAAUUGUCCGUCACGACCACUAUCGGUUAAAGUAAGGGAGCACUGAACGGUCUGUUGUCUGAAACGUGCUAGUGCUAUGUUUCGCAUUGAGGGUUUAGGCCAAAAAGUGGAUCCCGAAGAGAUGAAAAAGAAGAUGCGACAGGAUGUGUUAAAAUCUGUGCGGUAUUUUUUGAUUUACGUCGCUCUGCUAAGAGUCACACCAUUCAUUCUGAAGAAAUUGGAUAGCAUAUGACGAGCAGAAGGUGUUUAAAGAUGCAUGUUUUGGAGAAUUGAAAUAGACUGCUUGCUGGAACCCAGCAGUAACUGAAGUCAAGGAACAGAUUUUUGAAACUUUGUGAAAACAACGUUUAAAAGGGCUAAAUCAACUGGAUGAGUUUUGUAAAGUGCAAUGUUUUUUUUUUUCAACAGAGAAUUAGGAAAGUUUCUUCCAUUUCCAAAAAUGACACUAGCUCUAACAGACUUUCCUUGCACUGGACUGCAGACCACAUUUUUUCUGUACAUUGCCUAUAGUUUAAUACUGUAUGCAAGCCAGUUUACUGGUAUUAAAGAAAACUUCAUUUAAAUCCUUUAACUAGUGUUUAGUUCAGAAAAAUAGACCCCCUUAUUUCCUCCAGAACUCUUGAAACAAAUCCAUUGUGUUUAGUUGGACUUAACUGAUUAUGUACUUGAGUUUUUUUAAUUUAACACCUACUGUCAGUAGUACCAUAUGUCAGGAGUUUGUGAUCCCUUGAUGCAUAUUGAGUUAUUCUGGGGACUUGCAUUCACCUAGUGUGUGCCAUACAGAACUCCAUAGGACAUUUCUGUUAAAAGUGAAUAUUUUGUAUUGGCUUUCUUACUUCCCUUUGGAGGCAAGAGAAAAUCCUAGGAACUUUAUGCCUCUGGAGUAAUUGUUUAGACUCCCCAGUAACCUUAAGAGAAUCUGUACACUUACUGUUGAACACCAACAUUACUUUCACUGACAGAUAAAUUGAUAAGCACGUACAGUUACUGGAACUUUAGCUCUUGUUCUGGCCCUAAUAAAGAAAACUGUUCUAGUCAAGUCACCACACUUCACAACUGUAGAUGAAAUGACUAUGGUGAAAGUUCUGGUAAUGAUAACGUACAGUGAAGGCUAAAAAGUGUGGAAACUAUAACCCCAGGGACAGCAUUAGACAAGCACAGUGGGAAUGCCUGUGGAGGUGUUUGUACUUUCCUUUCCAAAAAAAAUGGCUAUAUUUAAAAAGAAUAAAACAAAUCUACAAUCACUGCUA
Molecule: messenger RNA, 1292 nt
Organism: Protopterus annectens (West African lungfish)
Lineage: Eukaryota; Metazoa; Chordata; Ceratodontiformes; Protopteridae
Gene: TOMM5
Product: translocase of outer mitochondrial membrane 5
Exons: 2
Coding region: 119-274 (51 amino acids)
Cellular component (GO): mitochondrial outer membrane translocase complex
Source: RefSeq, a predicted model, not a curated record